ACACAGUUGCCAAUUACAAGGUGACCCCAUUCGGAGUUCAAACUUGAAAGCAGCUAACCAAUUCUUAGCCCAAAACCCUCACAACUAUUCAUCACUUUUACAAGUUCUAUCAGAAGGGAAAAUUAUAGUUCCGGCCAUAACAUAGGCCGGUGUAAACUAACGGAGGAUAAUCAAAGCAAUUGAUUGGAUGUGGGAAUUUUGGAGAAGACAUAAGAGGAAGGUAUAUGUUACACUUGGAGUUUUGGGAAGUGGAUACUUUUUGUAUAAGUUGUAUGAUGCUCACAUGCGAAAGCUUUCUGAUCUUGAGAGAGAACUUGCCGACCAAAGGAGAAGCGAGGAACUCAUUAAAUCCCAGGUGAAGUCACAUUUUGAGAAUAUUCAAAGAAUAGCUGAUUCAACGACGUUGCCUCAUGUAAUGCAAUGCUUAAGUAGUCAGAUAGAAGAAGAAUUGGACCUCACACACUUGACAGAGAGGUUGAUGAAAGGAAAGGAUCUGCCAAAUAGUCUAACAGCUGCACAGAAGCUCGAGCUAUGGGACAGACUCAAAAUUUUAAGUUUCACAAGAAUGGUGUUGUCUCUCUGGGCAACAACACUGCUAAGCUUAUAUAUUAGAGUUCAAGUCAACAUAUUAGGGAGACAUCUCUAUAUAGACACAGCACGUGGCAUUGGAAGUUCUGGCCAUUUUGAUGAAGUUGAUCUGAUUGACAGAAACGACCAGAAGCGGUUUCUGGCCAGUGCAGAUUAUUUAACUACUUUUGGCCUACCCACCUUAAUCUCUAGUUUUGAAGCAGCAAAUUCGGAAGUUCUAAAAGGAAAACGGCUGAAGGAUUUCUUCAACACUACUGUACUUCAUGAUGUCAUUAUUCAGAUAUUGAACACCUUCAUGAGCACGGCAAGUCCUCAUCAGUGGCUGGGUUUUUUUAUGCCAGAGGACUCUAAGCAAAAUAAUGUUGAUGUAAGUUCUAGCACUGGCAGCACAGAUCUCUCUAAUGCAUCAAAAUUCGAACAACUUAUGCUGGAGACACAAGCUGUAUUGUCAAGUGCUGAAUUUGGGAAUAUGGUUAACAUAUCACUAAAAGCAGCAGUGGAUGUACUGAUGGAAGACAUAAGGGUCUUAUGCGGAGAGGCCAAUUUAACAUCAGGCAUGCCAUUAGCUAAACUUCUACCACGGAUAGCCCAUAUGGAUCAGAUUCUACUUGAAGAACCCAACAGGAACAGGUAUAUUCAAGUCAUCCAAGCCAUACCGGAAGUAGAAAUAUUCUUCACCCUGUUAUAUGCAAGCAGUCCUCCUUCAUAGUGUAGGUUCGUUGUUGUAUUGUAGCUUCAGCAUAAGCAUGGAUGUAAAAUAUUACAUUUGGGUUUGGUUUAAUUUCUUUUAAGUGUUGUUACCUUGCUUUAGAAAAUUCCAUUUGAUCGAGGAGUUAAAAUGUGAACAACAUAAGAAGAAAACUUGAGUUUCUAGUGAAAAUUGUAUUCUUUUAUAGUAUUCAAGUAAGAGAAUUCGAGUUUCUGAAGA
Molecule: messenger RNA, 1516 nt
Organism: Nicotiana attenuata
Lineage: Eukaryota; Viridiplantae; Streptophyta; Magnoliopsida; Solanales; Solanaceae
Product: peroxisome biogenesis protein 3-2-like
Exons: 7
Coding region: 188-1297 (369 amino acids)
Biological process (GO): protein import into peroxisome membrane
Cellular component (GO): peroxisomal membrane
Molecular function (GO): protein-macromolecule adaptor activity
Source: RefSeq, a predicted model, not a curated record